AUGGUUUCAACACUACAUGCGGAUUUAAUAAACGACAUAGGGUCACUUCUUCAAAGUGGACAGAAUUACGAUGUGGUAAUUUAUGCAGGCGAAGAACCAAAUACUAAGGAAUAUCUUGCCCACUCUCUCAUAUUAUGUGCCAGGUCAUCCUAUUUUCAGGCUGCAUUAUUAAACAAUUGGGAAAGAAAGAAUGGAGGUGUGACCGUUUUUAAGAAACCCAACAUUUCUGCCAACAUCUUCGGCAUUCUACUUCGAUAUUUGUAUACUGCUACCAUUGAUUUGGAUCAUCUUUCAGCCAUUGAGGUUCUAAAACUUUGGGCGGCAGCCGAUGACUUGGAUUUGCAAAAGUUUUCGGACUUCAUCCGAUCUCAUCUGGAUGACAAGAAAAUAGAUUACCUUAGGCAAGACCCCGUACAAUUCAUUCGCACGAUUGACAAUGUUCACGAAUGGGGUGUAGAAGAUUUUACCAUACUAAGAAAAACCCUGCAUCCAUUCAUCCCCUUGGUGAGAUGGUUCCAAAUCCCGGCUUCCGAUUUUUGGCGAAAGGUUAGGCCCUUUGAAAAAAUUUUACCGAAAGAGCUUUACAUCAGUAUCAUUGGCCACCACCUUGACCCCUCCUCUCAACCCCAUCACAACUCGGAUGUCCUUCCGCCGAGAUUCCACGCUGUCGAUUCCGUUAUAAUUGACCAAAAGCAUUUCGAUAUAAUCACGGGCUGGAUUGAUGAUAAGACUAUAGGAUCCGAAUGCAAGAAUAAAUCCUCUCCUUAUUAUUUCCGUUGUUUAUUUCGUGCAAGUCGGGAUGGAUUUGGGGCUCCAAACUUUCACAAACUGUGCAACGAGCAGGGUCCCACGAUAAUGAUCAGCAAGGUCCGCGAGACUGGACAAAUUAUCGGCGGACACAAUCCCUUAAACUGGCAAGAAGGUUCCUAUCAAUAUGAUACUUGGUUGGAGACAAAGAAAAGUUUCUUGUUUAGUUUCAAAAACAAACAAAACGUAGAGUCGGCAGUUAUAGCGAGGGUGACGAAUCCACAGUACGCGAUAGGAUUCAGUCCUCAACGUGGUCCAAGUUUCGGUGACGGAUGGGACUUGACAAUUGAAAGUGACGGUUCCCUUUAUAGUCAUAGUAAUAAUUCAUACAGCGACAUAACAAAGUUUAUAAAUAACGCUACCCGAAUGAGUUUAGAAGAUUAUGAGGUGUUUCAAAUUGUCUUAAAAAAUCCAAAAGAAAAAUGA
This is a messenger RNA of Acaulospora morrowiae, 1233 nucleotides long. NCBI's taxonomy places the organism in Eukaryota, Fungi, Glomeromycota, Glomeromycetes, Diversisporales, Acaulosporaceae. The record is from the annotation of a GenBank genome assembly.